CCGAGCCCGAGCCCAGGAGACCAGGUCCCACCCUGCAGCGACCACCUGGCUGGUGCCCACUAGGCCUCACCAAUGGGGAACAGUAAGAGCGGGGCCCUGUCCAAGGAGAUCCUGGAGGAGCUGCAGCUGAACACCAAGUUCACGGAGGAGGAGCUGUGCACCUGGUACCAGUCCUUCCUGAAGGAGUGUCCCACCGGCCGCAUCACCAGGCAGGAGUUUGAGAGCAUCUACUCCAAGUUCUUCCCCGACGCCGACCCCAAGGCUUAUGCGCAGCACGUCUUCCGCAGCUUCGAUGCCAACAGCGAUGGCACCCUGGACUUCAAGGAGUACGUCAUCGCCCUGCACAUGACCUCCGUGGGCAAGACCACCCAGAAGCUGGAGUGGGCCUUCUCGCUCUACGACGUGGAUGGCAAUGGCUCCAUCAGCAAAAACGAAGUGCUGGAGAUCAUUAUGGCUAUCUUCAAGAUGAUCAACCCUGAGGACGUGAAGCACCUGCCAGAAGACGAGAACACGCCCGAAAAGCGAGCAGAGAAGAUUUGGAAGUUCUUCGGGAAGAAAGAUGAUGAUAAACUGUCAGAAGAAGAGUUCAUUGAGGGGACCCUGGCCAAUAAGGAAAUUCUGCGACUGAUUCAAUUUGAGCCUCAAAAAGUGAAGGAAAAAUUAAAGGAAAAGAAGCACUGAUGCCAACCGUCCAGCUCGCCUCCCUCCCCCACCACGCACACACCC
This is a messenger RNA of Elephantulus edwardii (Cape elephant shrew), 726 nucleotides long. It is a transcript of the gene RCVRN, whose product is annotated as recoverin. The transcript is spliced from 3 exons. The record is from RefSeq and is a predicted model, not a curated record. Bases 73 to 681 code for a protein of 202 amino acids. Gene Ontology annotation, molecular function: calcium ion binding. Lineage: Eukaryota; Metazoa; Chordata; Mammalia; Macroscelidea; Macroscelididae.